This is a messenger RNA of Acanthoscelides obtectus, 2234 nucleotides long. The record is from the annotation of a GenBank genome assembly. Lineage: Eukaryota; Metazoa; Arthropoda; Insecta; Coleoptera; Chrysomelidae.
GUUUACUUUAUUUGGUUAUCAAAAUUGGCAGUAUAUUUUUCACGAUAAAUGGGCUACCACGUAUCUAUAGCGUGACUUAUAAUAAAAAAUGGUCGUUGAAAAAGCAAUUAGAAAUUAGUGGGCUAUCAUCAAGUGCCAUUACAUGCCUUGGCCUCGAGACGGAUUUCAUCUGUGAUUCGACAUUUCAACACUGUGUACGGUAUUACGUUACUAAGUGAUUUACAAACGCACCCCUGAAAAUACACGUCAGUAUUACAAACGCCAAUUGCAUCACAAACUGCGCAAGUCAGUGCCGGCAAUAGCCCUGAAUAUUUGUAUAAAAGAUAAGAGAGAAUUGACUGGCUAGUGGCUACUGCGCAAAAUCGAAAUAAGGAAGAUAAUAAGGAAGCAGCAAAACAAGUGCACUAAAAAAACAUGAUUUCUCAAAAACGUGUGGAGCUUUGAAAACAAGCGAACAUGUGAUAAACUCGGGAACCGCACUAUAAUAUGGCGGCUCCAUCAUCAACCGGUGUAGUCGUACCACGUAACUUCAGACUACUGGAAGAACUUGAGGCUGGACAAAAAGGCGUCUCUGAUGGAACCAUCAGCUGGGGUCUAGAAAACGACGAUGACAUGACUCUCACACAUUGGAUGGGUAUGAUAAUUGGGCCCCCUAGGACCCCUUACGAGAAUAGGAUGUAUUCUGUGAAAGUAGAAUGUGGCCAGAGGUACCCCGAUGAAGCCCCAACAGCAAAGUUCAUAUCUAGAAUAAAUAUUAAUUGUAUCAACAGCAACAAUGGUGUGGUAGACAACAGACAGGUGCCUGUGCUAGCCAGAUGGCAACGAGACUACACCAUAAAGACAGUGCUGCAGGAGUUGCGCAGGCUGAUGACACUGAAGGAGAACAUGAAACUCGCUCAGCCCCCUGAAGGCAGUUGCUUUUAGCCGCCGGGCUGGCAGUCGGCCCAUAGCAACAGCAGCAGUAGCACUGUGCCCCCUGCAACGAGGGCUCCGCCUGUGGCCCCCCAGCUCUCAUGCAGUCUGCUCUAGAAUGGGGCCCCGAUUAUACACCCACCCAUUUCUCAGCUGGCUGCGACUUUUUAUAGUAUGAGAUGUAGCUUAUGUACAAUAGGCUAUAUGGCUAAGGUGUUUGGGUAUUUGGUAAUUACCUUUUGAAUUUUUUUUUUUGAGCUAUUUAUGUAUUCUAGCUUUUUUAAGUCAGUAGUUGUUACAAAUUAAUUUGGUGCUUUAAAAUAGUUUUCUUCAGUUCAGCUUUAUAUUGCAUAAGGGCCUGUUUCUAAAUAGCUGUUAACAUUUCCAUUUGCAGAGACACAUGAUGUUGAAAUUAUGUUCAUGAUAGAAAACCUAUAUGGAACAAUAGUUCAAAAUUUUUUACAUGUACUGGGCACAGCAUUAAACAAAAAUAUUUUUUGUCCUAAAAAUACAGCUUACUUCAAAAGGUAACUACUAUCAAAUGUACAAACAAAAGUAAAUAUGAAUAAAAAAUUUGCAGACUGUUUUUGUUAGGGCUGCUUAAGUUCUACCUGUACACUAUUUUAUUUAAUAAUGAUGUAAGUUAACUCACAAUAAUUGUUUGAUAAAAUAAAUAUAAAUAUAACAUUUUGGAUUUGUGUGUGUAUUACCACUAUUCCUGUGUUAUUGUAAAUAAAAAGUUUUGUAGAUUUAUAAAUACAAAAUGUGUGCUUCAAAAAAUGAAAAAUUCUUGGCUUUAACUCUAUAUUGAGAUGUUUAAGAGACAUGACGUGUCUAUUUUGGGGCACACAUCAUGCUUCUAGCUUCUUUGUUUUAGGGCCGUAUCGUCAGUCGGUCCUACGAUUGUAGAGCGCCUUUAUGGCCUUUCAGAAAGGCUGGGGUAUUUCUAGAUUUCUAAUGUUCCAUGUCGGCGCUGUCCUAUUGUGAAGUUAUGUUUUUUUCUGACUUGUAGAAAAUUUCAAGAUGAUAUAAAUCAGAAGAAUGAACAAUUUGAUGUAAAUAGAUAUUUGGGACCUACCCUCAAAAUAGAGCGCUGACACGCACACCAUGAAAGAGGCCAUAAAGGCGUCCUCCAAUUCUAGGACGACGUUAUGGCCCUUAUACAGGACACAUACCAUGGAUCUAGAUGUGUUGUUGCUGGAAUAUAUGUGCAGAUACUUUAAAAGAACAAUAUAUUUUGUGAUCAUUAAAAUAAAACGUGUAACUUACCCCUCAAAGUGUUUUGAGUAGACGGUAUAAUGGCCCCCUUCUCAAAUAAAAAC